ACAAACUUUUUGACAUUGACGUUUCACAUUUUGAAAUUUUGAGAGAGGUUAGAAUUAAUAGUCGCUUACAAUCCGAAAUAAAUGUUUUCUCAGAGUUUUUUAGUAUUAAAAUGUCAUCAGCUUUAGUACGACAAGCGCUCGCAUUGGUUGAAGGAGAAGAGAAUAGUGGACAGAAACAACGUAAAGGAAAGAAAAAGAAGACGCAACCUCAGGAAUUGGACAUAGUUCGAGACUUGAAUCAUCCAUACAGACGUACAAAUAAAAAGACACAAAAAGAAACGAAAAAGUCGGAAAAGGAAAUCGAAGAAGAUAAUAUCAAAAAGCUCUUGGCUUUAUCAAAGCCUACUGCAAACAGUGCUGUUGCUAAAAAAAUUGUAGAGAGAGCUGUUAAACGUAAGCCAUUAUUGGACAAGAUUAAAGUGAAAAAAGACGAUCACAAAUCAAUUCUAUUCCCGGGAGAAUCUUACGAGACAUUUGAAGAGGAAUAUUUCUGCAGCUAAUUUAUCAAAGUGUAACGGUGUGUUGUGGCAAUGCAUAUAUGGACGUACCAGAUGCGGUGUUAGGCAAGUUCACCCUACUGUGUACGGUUACCAUUUUUGUAGUUCUCGUGUUCUGGGUUAAUACCUAUCCUUUUAUAGAUAAAGAUUUAUCAAUAUACGAAUACAUUCCGGAUCCAAAGUGGGCGUUAUUGGGCUGCGCUGUUUGGGGUUUUUUAUUCAUCGGUGGUCUAAUGUCCUUCACUCUCUACCACAUAUACCCUUACUUAUAACUCGCUACAAGAUGACCAAUGUAUCCGACAAGUGGGUUGUCAUCGGAGUCUCCGGAGUCACAUGUGGAGGGAAGACGACUUUAGCGAAUCAAUUGAAAGAUAGAUUAACUCCGGUGUACGUUUUCCAUCAAGAUAAAUAUUUCUACCCGGACGAUAGUCCUCACCAUGUGAAGUGCGAAGGCUUGGAACAUAAUAAUUAUGAUAUACUAUCCUCCUUGGAUAUGGAAAAGAUGUACAAAGAUAUAGUGAGCACUAUGGAGGGACAGGAUUGUUCACACAACUCAUGUAAAGAGAGAGAAGAGGGCAGAUUGGAGUUGAAAGGAAAGAGUUUUUUGAUAGUGGAAGGUUUUACAGUGUUGAAUUAUGCACCUAUCAUGAAUAUUUGUAAUUUAAGGUACUACUUUGUGUUGGAGUACGCGGAGUGCCAGGUGCGGCGCUCACACCGGCUGUACGAGCCCCCGGACGUGGCCGGGUACUUCGACACCUGCGUCUGGCCCGAGCACCUCCGAUACCGCGCUCAGAUAGAGAAGGACAGACGUGUCACAAUACUGGACGGCACGCGACAGGACGCGCUGCAGCAGGUCAUGGCACACCUGCACAACAUGGGGGCCACCGCACUGACACAUGCCACAUGACACCCCCACGCCACAAGUGACAACAACAUCGUCAAUGACACCACUAGAGCUUCUUUGGAUUAUUAUUAGUGUUAACUUUUUCGCAGUAAAUAUUGGAGAUUUUUUAUGAAAAUGUAUAUUUACUUUAUGUAAAACAAAAUGUUAACAUAUUUUUGCGUGUCAACUUAUAAUUAAGUAUUAUUUUAUAAAAUAUGAAAAUGACAACUUCGAAUAGUUUCAAUCGUCAUGUUAUUUAUGAACAGAGAAUAUUGUUACACAGAGCCUUAUCAAUUUGCCUUACGAAUUUAUAAUGUUUCGUUAUUAUUCACAUUUACACGAUUUAAUAUAAAAGUGUAUCACAAUCGACAAUGUAGUGCACAGAUUUAAACACAUAUAUCAAAUGUUUGCUUCAUAAAGUUUAUAAAUAUAAUUCUGCUGAUACAAUGUUGCUCAUUUUCCUGCUUGUGCAUAUAAAAUGUAUCAAUAAACUUAAACUAUUAACUAUGCAA
Papilio xuthus (Asian swallowtail) is the source of this 1892-nucleotide messenger RNA. Its product is annotated as nicotinamide riboside kinase 1. The record is from RefSeq and is a predicted model, not a curated record. The transcript has 7 exons. NCBI's taxonomy places the organism in Eukaryota, Metazoa, Arthropoda, Insecta, Lepidoptera, Papilionidae. Bases 781 to 1404 code for a protein of 207 amino acids.